AUGAGAUUCAGCGUUCCACGUUCUACUUCACCAUCGCCGGUUAGAUCAUAUUACAGGGGGCAGUCGACAUUUGGUGUUCCGGACUCCUCGGACGAUGAAUUCGAUUCAUCUGACACGGAAUCCGUCCAUUCUUCGUCAACGGACUCUUUCUGCUAUGCUUCCGAGUCGGAAGUACCUCCGCCACCACCAAGGCCAAAGCGCGAAGGACGUACACUCGCUGAGCAGCACUACAUAGAAGAUACCCUUGCCGCUAUUCGCUUACGCGUAACUCAUCACGACCCAUACGAGGAAUGGGAGAAGGAGACGAAGAGAGAUGCUUUCCGCUCGGCUCGGCAAGAGCACGCGAAGAAUCGUAUCCAGCGUCAUCAGGAUCGAAACAAGGCUCACGCAGAGGAGGCCAAGCGCCGUGCUGUUCUUCACAAAAAGCAGAUGGAGGAAGUUCAAGCUCAGUUGUCCGCUUUGAACAUGCAGCGCGAGGCGCAGGAGAAGAAUUUGAAAGCGCAAUGGUCUGAGCGGAACCGUCAACUUUGGGUGAAGAUCGAGGCUGUGAUCAAGAUUGAGGAGGACAUGGUGAAGGCCAAGCUCGAGGCGGAGAAGCGGAAGAAGGAGGAGGCUGAGCGAAAACGAAAAGAAGAGGAAGACAGGAAACGGCGGGAGGCCGAGGCUGCGGCGGAAAAGGCAAGACUUCAGAAGGAGAAGGAAGAGCAAGAACGCAGACAGGCUGAGGAGGAUCGGAAGCGAGAGGAAGAGGAAUUCCUCAGGCGAGCGGAGGGCAGUGCACAGGAAGAGGCGGAGUUGGCGGAGAGGAUACAGCUCGGCAUCACGACCGCCAGAGACGACUGGGCUCGGGGACGGGAGUUGCUCAAGACUUUGAAGGCAGGAGCGAUGAAGAUUGUUAAAAUGAACCCGAACUUGAAGGCUCAGUGGAACGCCGGGCGUCGAGAGCUCACAGCGAAAUUCGGACAACUCACGACUGACUCGGAUUCUAUUAAUGCAAUUGGGGACCAAAUCAUUGUGAUCGUCAUAGGCAAUCCUCCACACGAAACGCCCGUGUAUUAUGCGCUUCUGUCAUCGCUUUCCAAAGCUCUCCUGCAGCAGGCAGAGAUGGAGGUCGCUGUCGAGAAGCGGAGCGCUAAACCUCUAGCUGAAAUCGCAGUCAGGAUGAUGCUUUACUUCGAUGGCUUCCCCGACGUCUUCUGGGCCAAGCUGUGCCAGUACGCCGGCAACUGGGUGGUGCCGUUCCCCUUGCCCUUCAUAGAUUACGAUGGCAUGCCGUUGGAAGGUGAUGAGCGGGCUAAGGCGCAGGGGCGGCGGCCGGACGAGACCGUUGCCGAGUUCAUUGCACGCGUGUCAGGCAUCAUGCGUGUAUUCUUCCACAUCCUGUGUACCACCCCCGAGAAUGCACUCGAUACCGUGUACCGGCUGCCACGCUACUGGGCAUACUUUGCGCGAAUGCUGCAGCAGCCCAAGCUGCUCGAGAGUCCAAUCGCGCCGGAGCUGAUGCUCGUCGCUUUGGACGUCGGUGACACGAUGCCGCGGGACAUGUGGGGUCAACAAUGGGUUAAGAUGCUGGAGGUGCUGUACGAGGGCGUCACAGUUGGUCUGAAUGGCGUGAAGAUCGGUGGCCAGACGCCUGAGGGCAUCGCUGGGCGCGUCAGAGUGCAAAAUGAAGUUGAGAGACUCAUGGCUGCGAUGUAG
Sparassis crispa is the source of this 1698-nucleotide messenger RNA. RefSeq lists its product as hypothetical. Gene Ontology annotation, molecular function: translation initiation factor binding; inositol hexakisphosphate binding; phospholipid binding. Gene Ontology annotation, cellular component: nuclear pore cytoplasmic filaments; cytoplasm; nuclear pore. Gene Ontology annotation, biological process: poly(A)+ mRNA export from nucleus; regulation of translational initiation; regulation of translational termination. NCBI's taxonomy places the organism in Eukaryota, Fungi, Basidiomycota, Agaricomycetes, Polyporales, Sparassidaceae. The record is from RefSeq and is a predicted model, not a curated record. The transcript has 7 exons. The coding region runs from base 1 to 1698 and encodes 565 amino acids.